UGUGUCCGAAUCACCCAGUGAAAUCAUCGACAAGUGUUUCUCUUAUCCAAAGCAAAUAUCUAAAAGAACUUUCUCUUUUAUCCAUUGUGGCAUUAAAAAUUCAACCCCCAACUCGCCAGUCCUUAUAAAUAUGGAGCGAUGAAGCCACCAAGUCCACCAAGGCAAGGCCUACACACACAUUCAACACUCUUCUGAAGUUUCUUCAUCUUCCUUAGAGAGUUCUUCAGCAUUCUCUAGGUUUUCCUUGGCAGUCUACCAAGUGGUCAUCUCUUAGCAUUCGCUAUAAUGGACCGGGUAAAGGAUUUGGCAUCGAAGAAGGCGGCGGUGAUCUUCACUAAGAGCUCGUGCUGCAUGUGCCACAGCAUCAAGAGCCUCUUCUACGAGCUCGGCGCGAGCCCCGCGAUCCACGAGCUUGAUCGCGAAGCGAGUGGGAGGGAAAUGGAGUGGGCGCUACGAGGUCUCGGGUGUAACCCAUCCGUCCCUGCCGUGUUCAUAGGCGGCCGAUUCAUCGGCUCGGCUAAGGACGUCAUAUCUUACCAUGUUGACGGGUCUUUGAAGCAAAUGCUGAUAGAUGCAAAGGCCAUAUGGUUCUAGCGAAACAGACAGUGUAAAUUAAAAUAAGCUCCAUAUAUGGAAUCCAUUUGUCAUGUACCAUAUAUGAGAAGCUUCAUCCCAAACAGAAAUGAAAUGUUGUAUCAAGAGCUAGCUCUUUCUCCCUUGA
This is a messenger RNA of Syzygium oleosum, 721 nucleotides long. RefSeq names its product glutaredoxin-C11. Bases 286 to 594 code for a protein of 102 amino acids. NCBI's taxonomy places the organism in Eukaryota, Viridiplantae, Streptophyta, Magnoliopsida, Myrtales, Myrtaceae. The record is from RefSeq and is a predicted model, not a curated record. The transcript has a single exon.